Nymphaea colorata (pocket water lily) is the source of this 723-nucleotide messenger RNA. RefSeq lists its product as uncharacterized. The transcript is spliced from 2 exons. Bases 121 to 345 code for a protein of 74 amino acids. NCBI's taxonomy places the organism in Eukaryota, Viridiplantae, Streptophyta, Magnoliopsida, Nymphaeales, Nymphaeaceae. The record is from RefSeq and is a predicted model, not a curated record.
AAAAGAGGGGAACACGCGGAAGAAGGAGAUGUGAGAUCGUCUGGGAAGGGGCGUCAGGACUGAGUUCCGUCUUCCGUAUCCUCUCGUUCUUUCUUGUCCGUGAUUUCCGUGGCGAGGGAGAUGAAGAGGUCCGGCAUCUUCUUUGCCUCUGCUGUUGCCGCGUCGUCCGCGGCCUUCACCUCCUCGGACGAUCAUCAGAUCCGCCUUCUGAAGCCCUCGGACGAGGCGCUGUCCGGCGGAAAUGGCUCUUCUUCGGCGUCACAGAGGAAUCUGGCCGCCGAUAAGUUCGCACCGAGGUUCGACGGCCUGCGAUUCAUCGAGACUCUGAUCACGGCUCACAGAUGAUUCUUUGUGUUUUCGUGCUCUUCCGUCACUUCUUGAUUUCCUCGCAUCGUGGCUCUCUGAAGCGGAAGCUGUGAAACUGGCCCCUUCGGGUUCGGGCGGAGAAAGGGAAGCCUGCGACGUCAGGGAGGAAGAGCUAUUCGUAAGACGUCCUCAAUAAGGGCGUCCAUUUUUGGUAGGCGUGUAUGUGUCUAGGUUUUUUGAGUGUACGAAAUUUCCAUGUGGUUUAAAUUCACUUGGAAUGGUUUCGUAUUUGGACUAUUUCGCCAAUUCUUUGUUUUUUCUCCCCGGUUUAUCAAAAGUUGGUGCCCUGUAAAUCUUCCUGUUUAUACUCAUCGAAAUUUGUUUCGCGGAAUUAUGAAUGCUGAUUCCAUGAGAUCA